AAUUUUGUUGAUUUUACAUAAUUUUUCAUAUUUCCCCUUUUGUACAUCAACAGAAGUGUUUACUAUCACAUUCACUUUUUAUAUGUGAUGUAAAGGAAACAUCGCUAAUUAGGUCAUACCCUAAAUGCCUUGACUGUCACAUGGUCUGACGUCAUAUCCAAAACAAAAAUAUUGGGGCACUGACUUUGAUAGUUUCAGAUUGUGCUGAAGGAUAAGUGUCGACCAUGGAAAAUUCAAGGACUCGAAGCAAUGACGAUGAUGUCCAACGAGCAGAGAACAUGUUCAAGAACAUUCUGAAUCCAAUUGAACCUUUAGUGAUGCGCAUUCAGAGUUUGCUUGUGUGGGAAUAUCCAAGAAAAAGCGCUGUCCUAUUUAUUUGUGUUCAUGGAAUAUUUUGGUUUUUCGCAGUGAAAGGAUGCCAGUUUUACUCCAUCGCCAGUACCACCCUCUUCAUAGUGUACUUGGUUCUGACGUGGAAGUUAAAAAUAUGGCCAAAAAUUUAUCGGUUUUUAGCAGCAGUAGGGUGCCGAUUUUAUUUUGUGGUCAGUACUGUCACCUAUAUUGUUUAUUUGGUACGGACAUGGAAACACAAGAUAUGGCCAGAGAUCCGAGUGCCUCCAGCUGUUCCAGAGGACCCUGACAGCUGGACGCCGGUACAUCCUCGUCUGCUGAGUGUUCCUGAACUAAGUAAAUACAUGGCUCAUCUAUGGUGCUCAUGUUCAAACAUUUUACAUUAUUGGCUGGCGUUUAGAAGAGCAUAUCCAUUUUUGUUUUGUGUUGUGAGCAGUAUGUUUUUCUUAACUCUGGCUCUGAUUGGGCAUUAUAUACCAGGAAUAAUGCUAGCUUAUAUAAUAGUUAUCAGUAUGUUGCUGUGUCCCAGUGUUCUUUAUCACAAUCUCCUCAAGAGAGUCUACCUCAAAUUUGAACCAAUAUUCAUGAAAAUGGACUAUUCCAUCAAGCUGAAGAAUAAAUGGUCUUUCAAAGUGCCCCGGUCCUCCAAGUCGGUUGACAGUACUGGUCAGAUGGAAAUUUCUGAGACUGACAGCGAGACAGAGUUCACACCAUCCCUUGACCCUGUAACCACCGCAGCGCUGGCCCGUGCCAUUACUGACAGUGAGGACGAGAGUCUGGACCCUUCACUCUCAACACCCCUCCUGUCCAAGGAACCCUCUAUAGAUUUGGAGGACGAAGAUGACCAAGAACGCCAGGUCGAUUUGGACGUAGAUUUUGAGGAAGGGAUCCAGGAGAUGCCAUCAUUUGAUGACGUAUUAGAUAACACAGAUGAUGAACUGCUUGAGCUGCAUAUUCCGAAAAAACCUUCUAAACACAGACGACAGAAACAGGAAGAUAUGAACUUCGUAUCGGAACAUUUUGGUGACACAUCUGACUCGGAAGAAGAGGGAAACGACUUGAAUUUCCCGUCUCUGAUGUCAGAUAGUAUGUUAAUACCAGACUCAGACUCCGGAGGUAUCUUAUCGUCUGGGGCUGGUGCUUUUGUUUCAAACACUCUGUCAUCUGUUGUCGGAUCUGCACUCGGAUCUGCUUUGUCUGGCAUAUCAAACUUGAAACCAACCUCCACCAGGGGAGAAAACUCUUAUAACGUUCCACAAAGUGUAUCAUACAAACAACAGUCCGGUGAUGAAGUAGACUUCAACGUGCCCUCUAACAAUGACAAACAGACAGGACCAGGUCAUCAACAGGAAGCAGAUGAUGCUAGUGACUUAGACAUUGGAGAGGAGUUCGAGUUUUUGGACCAGUAUGACUUGGAAGAAGAGGAAAAAUAGCAAAAAUCUGUAAUGAAUUAUCUGCAUUUUAAGUAAUGCUUCAAGGUUGGAUUUUAUGCAGCUAUUGUUUUUAAAAUCUACAAGUUAAAUGUAAAAAAAAAUAAAGUGAUGUGUGACAGCGAACAUAAUUGCAAUGGAAUGUCAAAUUUUGCUAUUAAGGUUAACACAAACUUUUUCAUCCAUUCCUUAUAUGUCUUAAAUGUAACUAUUUGAAAUCUGGUCACACAAAACAAUUUGAAAAUCUGGUCUCAAAAAACAAUUUUGACAAAAUUUAAAUAACCCGGUUAUAAAGUGAUAUUCAUAUUUUAUCAAGUCACAAACUCAUGCCAUACCAGAUAUGUUAUAUAAUUUAGAUGUUUCUUAAAGUAGUACCUCCUAUGUUAUGUGCCAGUAUUGGGUUGUUAGACUACAUGUAUCUCUUCAUGCAUGUGCAUAAAAAAACUGUACUUAAUAUACUUUGAACGCUGUUGCAUACAUGCCAUACUUUCAUGAGACCAAUAAGGGAGAUGGAUGAUUAUUUUAAGGGAGUUUUGCCUAAAAUAAGGGAGAUUUGUGCGCAACAUAAAUAUCGACAUUUUUAACCCAUUUUUGUGUCGCCUUUGAAAAAGGAGACAUAUAGGUAUAACUUUUCGGCGGCGUCGGCGUCGUCCGGAAAAUGGUUUUCGUGCGAUAACUUUAGUAGUUUAGAACGGAUUAAUUCGAAACUUCAUGGGAAGGUUCAUUACCAUGAUAGCUCGAACAAGUUCGAUAACCAAAAUUAUUCGCACCUUUUUAAAAGAGUUAUAGCCCUUUAAUUUUUUGCGAAAAUGGUUUCCACUCAAUAACUUGAAUAAUUAUUGCAGGAUUAAUUUGAAACUUCAUGGGA
This is a messenger RNA of Pecten maximus, 2649 nucleotides long. RefSeq names its product reticulophagy regulator 3-like. Gene Ontology annotation, biological process: reticulophagy. Bases 225 to 1784 code for a protein of 519 amino acids. The transcript has 9 exons. NCBI's taxonomy places the organism in Eukaryota, Metazoa, Mollusca, Bivalvia, Pectinida, Pectinidae. The record is from RefSeq and is a predicted model, not a curated record.